Sphaerulina musiva SO2202 is the source of this 3158-nucleotide messenger RNA. Its product is annotated as Het-C-domain-containing protein. Bases 59 to 3019 code for a protein of 986 amino acids. The transcript has a single exon. The record is from RefSeq and is a predicted model, not a curated record. Lineage: Eukaryota; Fungi; Ascomycota; Dothideomycetes; Mycosphaerellales; Mycosphaerellaceae.
CUCACCUCCCACCUCCCACCUCCCACGCACACUCGACGCUUCCCACUCUGCCGCCGUCAUGGCACGAACAUACAGCAGCUGUCUGCCUGUCGUGGCUCUGCUUGUCAUCCUCUACGCAGGCCAGGCACACGCUUUCGGCGCGGGAAACAUUGGCAGCACGUCGAAGAUCGAAGGGCAGAACUGGCGACAUGGCGACAUCGAGGACACCCUCCUCACCUUGCUCACUGCUCGAGCAAUGGGAGGCAAAAAAUUCUCCAAGCUCGACGUCAAGCGGACAUACUUUGGCAAUUGGUUGCGUGACUACAGCCAGGCUGUCGAUGUGGGAACUGUCAAGUACGUCUCAGCAGAGGCCAUCCGUCUCCUGCUCUGGAUCCUUGGCUUCAUGACCUUUGGCUUUGGUACGGGCGAGUUCGAGGUCACGAAAGACCGUCUGGGCUGUUACCGACCAGAAGAGCACAUUGACAAUCCAAAGGACUAUGCGGACAACCUAGAUGCCAGAGACUACGAUCCACGUCUGCGUGGCCCGAUCGACGAGCGUCGCGAGUUGGCCAUAGAUGAGCGAACUGGCUUGAAAAAUUACAUUGCCUCCGAGGAUAUGGGCAUCACUACCUCUUCUGCCAUGGUUCGUCAGCUAUUGACGCGUUGCAUCGAGCUCGGACGAGAGUACAAGCGAAGCAAUGACAAGAAAGACUUUUACGAAGCGCUUCGACUCUUAGGUACCGCAUGCCAUUGCAUGGAAGAUUACUCUGCUCACAGCAACUAUACCGAAUUGGCGUUGAUCGAGAUGGGUGAGCGCGACAUCUUCCCUCACGUUGGUCGUCGUACCCAGAUUGAGCUUCAGGGCGCUCGCAGCGGCUCAGUCUAUCCAAUCAUCACAGGCACAUUCGGUGGUACCGAUUUCUUGCAUAGUGUCAUGGGAGAAUUCACAGACAAAUCUACGCAAUUUGAGUUGGACGAGCUGGAGAAUACCAUGCAGCAGGCGCAAACCGCCGAUACGAGCCUUCUGAAAGAUCUACUGGACAAGCUGCCACCUGGACUGUUCGGUGAUGCUGAUCAAAAGGGCAAGGCUGACGCACUUCAAGCCAACGCUCAAGCCGCUCAGCUGGAGAACAUGCAUAUCUCACCAAAGGAUCCAGAGGAAUUCACCCAACAGAUGGAAGAAAUCACCAAGCAGAUCUACCCACUUUUUGAGUUCCAUGACCAGAUUGUCAUGUCCAUUUCCGAAGCCAUCGACAAGAUCCCAGUUCUACCAGAAAUCAUCGAGCAGGUCCAGAACCAAGUCAGCAUCUUUGUCUUCUCGCUCAUGGCCCCCUUUGUCGUACCUGUGGUCAACCAGAUCAAGCAGGAGCUCAAGACUGGUUCCAGCGAGAUCAUCCAAUCUAGCAAAGCCCAGCAGCUGAAUGUGUUCGAGGACGACAACUGCUCUGACCCCACCCAUAGCAUGUUGAGCAAAGAUCACUUCUCCAAUGUGCUCAACGAGCCUGCUGGAAAGGUCGCUAGCGCAGUGCUGCGGUGGGUCGUGCCGCAAGUGGUAGCCUGCUGGGACGACGAUGACAUUGAUGUUCGCCGCACGAACGAUCGUAUCGUGAAUGGCAUCUUCCACCACCCAGCUCUGCGCGAAUAUGGCGAAGACGGCGCCGUCGACGGUCGGCGUGCCAUGUUCGAGACUGUCCAGCGAUGGUGGGACGAGCAGAGCGAGCGCGAGAAGGAUGAUCUGCGCGAGAAGCUUUCCCGCGAUGGUGUCGAGCAAGGACGUAAUCACAAGGAGGGCGUGCACGAUGGUGGCCACGGAUGUGGUAAGCCUCUUGGCUUCCCUAGCAUGCAGACAUCUCAGAGCUCGGGGGCGAUGAGCGGCAUGCUUGGUGCAUUAGGCGAUGCGGCUCAGCAGAGUCAAACUGGCUUCCAUGGCAGGCAGUCCAACGAGCAAGCCAACCAGAUCGGUGACUCGGUCGGCGAAGCUGUCGGUGGCGGUGUGCUCGGAUCUGUAGUUGGUGGACUGGCAGGUGCAGUCGGAGCUGGCCUGCUUGGUGGUGCUUUCGGCUCAGAUAAGAAGGCGGAGACCAGUAGAUACGAAAGCAGUGGCUUCAACGACGACAACUCAUAUACUUCGAGGAUCACCGAGACUGGUCACCGGCCUUCCGCCGGCUACGGUAGCGGUAGACAGGAAGAGCGUUACGGACAGGCAUCGGUCGAGCAGACGCAGUACCAGAGUGGCGGCUACGAAGAGAAGUAUCAGCGCUACGAACAAGACGGACGUCAAGGUGAGACUGGAUAUGGCUACGAGCAGCGGAGGGAGGUGCGACCUUCUCAUGACGGUGGCUAUGAAGAGCAUACCGAGCGUCGCUUCGAGCAGCCAGGUGGUGGCUAUCAGCAAGAGAUCCAGCACCAGCGUGUGACUAGCGACGGCCGCUCCUACCAGCACCAGGAGACUCGAUACGGCAACAAGAAGGAUGACAGCGAUGAUGACGAUGACGACGAUGACGAUGACGAUGAUGAUUGGGAGAAGAAGCAGAGGAAACAACGUAAGAAGGAAGAGAAGCGUCGCAAGAAAGAACAGAAGGAGCGCGAGGAGCAAGACGGGUACCGGGAUGAUGAACGUCGACGCUCUGGAAGCCGCAAGCGCGACUCAAACGAGUACAACAGGCGCAGCGGUGAUGGAUACCAACGGCGCGAAGAGUACAACCAACAGUCCUCAAGCAGCUUCUCUCGCCAAGAAGACAGCUCUGAGAGGCGCUACGAGUCGCAAGAGUCAAGCUUCGGGAGAGGUGAGUACGGUCGUCAGCAGCCCAGCUACGGCGGUGAUUCCUACGGAGGUGGAGAGUACGGCCAGCGGCCACAGCGCGAGGAAUAUGGUGGCGGUCAACGCGAAGAGUUCGGUGGUGGCGGCGAAUAUGGAGGUAGACGGCGUGACGAUGAUGAGUAUGGACGACGCGAUGAGAUGCCUGGCGGCUAUGGAGGUGACCGGGGCUAUGGAGGUGGCCAAGGCUAUGAAGGUGAUGAAGAGCGCCGUCGCUGGUAGACUGCCAGAUGAGUCUCACGUGGCAGAUGGUUCUCAGCAUGCAGCAAACUGCCUCUGCUCCUCGUAGCUGCAUAGUCUACCUAGAUGAUAUCGAGCGACACGCAUGAGAAAUGAGAACCAAAUGGUCCCCGAAGGCCGU